UAAGCGGCGGGAUGGAGGAGGUGCCCCAGGACUGUCCCGGGACUGGCAGCGCUCAAGCGGGCCGAGGGGCCUCAUGUCAAGGGUGCCCUAACCAGCGGCUGUGCGCUUCUGGAGCCGGCGCCGCCCCGGACCCGGCCAUAGAGGAAAUCAAAGAGAAAAUGAAAACCGUGAAACACAAGAUCUUGGUGCUGUCUGGGAAAGGCGGUGUCGGGAAAAGCACGUUCAGUGCCCACCUCGCCCACGGCCUGGCAGAGGAUGAAAACACACAGGUCGCACUUCUGGACAUUGAUAUAUGUGGGCCAUCAAUUCCCAAAAUAAUGGGAUUGGAAGGAGAACAGGUUCACCAGAGUGGUUCAGGCUGGUCUCCAGUGUAUGUGGAAGACAACCUGGCUGUGAUGUCAGUGGGCUUCUUGCUCAGCAGCCCCGAUGACGCUGUGAUCUGGAGGGGACCAAAGAAAAACGGCCUGAUCAAGCAGUUCCUCCGAGAUGUGGACUGGGGGGAGAUCGACUACCUCCUCGUGGACACGCCACCAGGGACGUCUGAUGAGCACCUCUCUGUUGUUCAGUAUCUGUCGGGGACGCACAUUGACGGAGCUGUCAUCAUCACCACGCCCCAGGAAGUAUCACUCCAGGAUGUCCGGAAAGAAAUCAACUUCUGCCACAAGGUGAAGCUGCCCAUUGUCGGGGUCGUGGAGAACAUGAGCAGCUUCAUCUGCCCCAAGUGUAAGAAAGAAUCACAGAUUUUCCCUCCGACGACUGGCGGCGCGGAGGCCAUGUGCCAGGACCUGAAGAUCCCUCUCCUCGGCAAAGUGCCUCUGGAUCCCCAAAUAGGAAAGAGUUGUGACAAAGGACAGUCCUUUUUCAGUGAAGCCCCAGAUUCAGCAGCCACGUUAGCCUACAGAAGUAUAAUCCAAAAAAUCCAAGAGUUUUGUAGUCCUCACCCUUCACAUGAGGAGAAGGUCAUCAGCUCCUGA
Messenger RNA from Elephantulus edwardii (Cape elephant shrew), 974 nucleotides. RefSeq names its product nucleotide binding protein 1 (gene NUBP1). The transcript is spliced from 11 exons. The coding region runs from base 12 to 974 and encodes 320 amino acids. Gene Ontology annotation, cellular component: cytosol. Gene Ontology annotation, biological process: iron-sulfur cluster assembly. NCBI's taxonomy places the organism in Eukaryota, Metazoa, Chordata, Mammalia, Macroscelidea, Macroscelididae. The record is from RefSeq and is a predicted model, not a curated record. Gene Ontology annotation, molecular function: ATP-dependent FeS chaperone activity; ATP binding; 4 iron, 4 sulfur cluster binding.